AUGACAUUCGAUCUUGAGUCACUCCUCCGUGACCUCUGCGACAAAUAUGGACCAAUCAUCACCAUUCGUAUUUUCUCCAGCAUCUCAAUAUUCAUAGCAAGCCCUUCAUUAGCCCAUCAAGCUCUCAUCCAAAAUGGUGCCGCCUUCAACUACCGCCCUGGACCUGUCACCCCAAGCUGCAUUAUGGACAAUUCCAAUCCCGAUAUCGGUUCCUCUUCAGGAAAUCGUUGGCGGUUCCUCCGUCGGAAUCUCACCUCCGAGGUUCUUACCCCUUCUCGGUAUAAGUCUUUCAGUCAUACCCGUAAAUGGGUGUUUCAGACACUAGAUACAUUGCUCAAAUCCCAUGUUGAAUCAGGCGAGCCAGUCCCUGUUAUAGAUCACUUCGGAUAUGCUAUGUUUUGCUUGUUACUUUUCAUUUGUUUCGGUGAGAAACUUGAUGAGAAGGUCAUCAGAGAAAUUGAAAACAUGGAGAGGGAGAAAAUGGCGAAUUACAAAAGAUUUGCUGUGUUCCAAUUUUUCCCCAUAUUUGGGAAAAUCAUCUUCAGAAAACGUUGGCAUCAAAUGCAUGAUAUGCUCCGUCAACAGAAAUCUGUUAUGCUACCUUUGAUAAAAUCCCGUCGAGAACGAAAGGAGCAGAUUAAACAAGAAAACAACAACCGAGAUCAACAUUUUGUCUCCUACAUCGAUGCACUAUUCGAUCUUGAAAUCAAAGAAGGAGGAAGAAAGUUGAGUGAUGAAGGAGUAAUGACUCUCAUCUCGGAGGUUCUUGACGCCGGCAGUGACACAACAUCAACGGUGUUAGAGUGGAUCAUGGCAAACCUUGUGAAGGACCAAAAAGUCCAAGAAAAGCUUUAUUCUGAGAUCGACGGGGUUGUGGGGAAGAUGAGUUCAAUAACACAAGAUAAUGAGGUUAGAGAAGAAGAUUUGCCGAAGAUGAAAUAUCUAAGGGCAGUGAUAUUGGAAGGUCUGAGGCUACACCCACCUAGCCACUAUGUGCUGCCACAUACCUUGGAGGAAGAUAUUGUGUUGAAUGGUGAGUAUCUCAUCCCCAAGAAUGCUUUGGUGAAUUUUAUGGUGGCAACCAUGGGGAGAGACCCAAAAGCUUGGAAAGAUUCAAUGGAGUUCAAGCCGGAGAGGUACUUGGGUGAUGAAGGAGAAGUAAUCGAUAUAACAGGGAGCAAGGAAAUUAAGAUAAUGCCCUUUAGCGCAGGGAGGAGGAUCUGUCCGGGACUUGGGUUAGGCUUAUUGCAUCUGGAGUUUUUUGUGGCAAAUAUGAUCAGAAAUUACAAAUGGGUCCCUGUGGAAGGAGAUGAAUUUGACAUGUCUGAGAAGCAAGAGUUCACAGCCGUGAUGAAAACCCCGUUGCGGGCUCAUGUGUUUCCAAGGAGGAGGACCACCACAAAUUAG
Messenger RNA from Telopea speciosissima, 1407 nucleotides. Its product is annotated as cytochrome P450 89A2-like. Gene Ontology annotation, molecular function: heme binding; iron ion binding; oxidoreductase activity, acting on paired donors, with incorporation or reduction of molecular oxygen, NAD(P)H as one donor, and incorporation of one atom of oxygen. NCBI's taxonomy places the organism in Eukaryota, Viridiplantae, Streptophyta, Magnoliopsida, Proteales, Proteaceae. Bases 1 to 1407 code for a protein of 468 amino acids. Gene Ontology annotation, cellular component: membrane. The transcript has a single exon. The record is from RefSeq and is a predicted model, not a curated record.